AUGCUGCUGCUGCUGUGGAUGUUUGUCUUGCUGAUGGUUACACAUGGACGCAAGUUCCAUGAACAACUUGAUAAGCAGGACCUAGUCUACUACUUUGGCGUACAAGAACAACAACAUGUACCACCUUAUAUGUUUAUUGAGAAACCAACGAUAACAUCUUUCAAAAGAAAAGACGGAAAGAUUUUCUCCCUGCGAGCAUUUGGAGAGAGGUUUAUAUUCAAGCUUAGAGUUAAUGAGGAGAUUCUAACAAAAGAUUGUGUCCUGCAGCACUUCAAAAGUAACGGAGUGGUGAUGUCCUCUCCCUGCAGUGACCACUACCGUUCGUGUAACUACCGUGGUCAGUCUCUCUCACACAAGGAUGGCUUUGCAGCAAUUAGCAACUGCGAUAUACUCGUAGGGGUUAUUUCGACCUCCAGCCUUGAUCUUACCAUAUUACCUUUGAAAACGAGCCAUUCCAGCCUUCUUCGAUCCUUGAACCGGACGACACCUUUAGAGGAUGCAUACAUUGUGAACAAGCUUACCAGGAGGGCGCCAGGUUUCCAGAAAAAACAAAUGAAGACCAGCCAUGACAUACCUAUCACAGUAGAAAUUGUGACGGCAGGUUCUGUGGUUGACUCCCAUGCUAACGACAAAAGCCUAUACGGACUAAACAUCACCACGUUCCUCUCCAUAAAUAUGAACAUUGUUUACUCCUUGUUCCAUGACGACACACUGACAUAUCACCUCUCGCCAUCCAUUACCCGAAUUACAACAUUGAACAACACACAGAUCUUCGGUAAUAUGAAAGACAAAUUCUACAUUUUCGACAAGUUUGCAGAAUGGCACAGUCAUACAAGUCCACUUUACAGAGCAGAUUUGACUUUACUCGUAGUUACAAAAGAACAGAUAGGUGAAGAAAACAAGGAUGAGUACGACAUAAAUGGCUUAGCUUAUCUCAGUGGAAUGUGUAAGGACGAAGACAGUAAACGCAUAAUGGCAAAGGAUAAAGGACUGGGCACGGCCUUCACCAUCGCGCACGAGAUAGGGCAUACACUGAGGAUAGGACAUGAUAAUGACUUCCCCGAGUGUCAUGACAGCGGGAACAUAAUGCAGAGAUCUGCGACUUAUGGGCGAUCCAGUUUCCAUUGGUCAAGUUGUAGUGACAAUGCAAUGAAGGCAUUUUUCGAGUCGGACGAUUCUUCAUGUCUGCAGAACAGAACUACCGGUUCCAGUAACAUGACGGUGUUACCUGGCAGUCUUUAUGACGAGGAGGCCCAGUGUAAGCUUACCUUCGGGAACAACUUCACACCGAACUACUAUAGAAAGGAUAAGUGUAGCCAACUUUCUUGCUGCUAUGACCAAAGACAUUGUAUCAACAUUGGUUAUCCUUUAAUGGAUGGUACGGAGUGUGGUAACGGAACCAGAACGUGGUGUAUAAGAGGUCAGUGUGUGGACAUAGGAGCCGACGGACCCUCGCCUGUCCAUGGCGGAUGGUCCUCCUGGGAAAUGUGGUCCAUCUGUUCUCGGACAGCCGGAGGUGGGGUCCGCUUGCGCAAAAGGUUCUGCAACAACCCAAAGCCACGUUACACGGGAAAUAUCUGCUUUGGAAGUGAGAAUGAAGUGAGACUCUGUAACAUUCAGCCCUAUGGCGUGUCUGAUACAGAAUUCAAAGAACUUCAACUUUCUCAACAUCAUGCAAAUUUUGGAUGUGAUGGUUUUCUGGAAUCUCACUCCACGUUUGAUGUAUGCGGAGUAUGCAACGGAAAUGGUACACGGUGUCGUGGCGUGACGCGAGUGUUCGACCUUCCCGAUCAAUAUGACAACGAAGAAUCUGACCAGAUUCCAAUAGGUGACUACUACUAUGAUCGGUAUGACAUUGUCCUAACACGUCGUCAAAAAUGGGAGGAAAUUCAUAUUAUUGGGCCAUUGGAGCAAGAUGUCGAAUUCCAGGUAGAGGUGAUCGUCCAGCAUGCCCGUCAAUAUGACCUAAAGAUAAAUUAUACAUAUUACUUGCCUCUUGCUCUUCCUGACGAACAACAAUACCAAUGGACGUCCAACUGGUCAUCGUGUUCAGUUACCUGUGGAACAGGUUUCAUGUCUCUUGAACAUUUGUGUAUGGAUAUCGAAACAUGGGAACCUGUAGAAGAUAAAAACUGCGAUGCAAAAGAAUACCCUGUUGACAACAGAAUUACUUGUAAUGAAACACAGUGCUCUGUCGCGUAG
This is a messenger RNA of Ylistrum balloti, 2202 nucleotides long. RefSeq names its product A disintegrin and metalloproteinase with thrombospondin motifs 18-like. Gene Ontology annotation, molecular function: metalloendopeptidase activity. The record is from RefSeq and is a predicted model, not a curated record. The transcript is spliced from 19 exons. Gene Ontology annotation, biological process: extracellular matrix organization; proteolysis. Lineage: Eukaryota; Metazoa; Mollusca; Bivalvia; Pectinida; Pectinidae. Gene Ontology annotation, cellular component: extracellular matrix. Bases 1 to 2202 code for a protein of 733 amino acids.